CACAAGACAACUGAGCAAUUCAAAUUAUGUGCACAAGACCCAUUGGGAAAGAUGUACGUGGGCUAUCUUUUGGAUAAGGACAACAACAUGUACCCCAACCCUGUUAGGGUUAACCCUGGACUCAACCUUAACCCCCAGAAUUAUGUCCCUGCUCCCCCUCAGUACUCAGACUUUGCCACCUAUCACCACGUCCCAGGGAUUAACAGUGACCCUCACCAUGGCCAGCCUGGGAGCAGCUGGGGGUCUCCUUAUGUGCCAAGCAGAGAGGAUUGGCACUCCUAUGGCCCAGGACCUGCAACCUCUUCAAAUAACCCCACUCAGAUAGGAUUCGGCCCCACUGAUUUUAAUCCAGUUCAGCCACCAGGUUCCGGACUUAUCCCACCUGCCAUGAACAGCUCAGUGCCCCCACUCUCACCCAAUGCGCAAAGGCGCAACCCUUAUGAGUGGAUGAGGCGCAGUGGAAUACCCGCCAGCAACCCCAACAAUGGAAAAACCAGAACAAAAGAUAAAUACCGCGUGGUGUACACAGAUCAUCAGCGCCUAGAACUGGAGAAGGAAUUUCACUAUAGUCGCUACAUUACAAUCCGCAGAAAAGCAGAGCUGGCAGCCACAUUGGCAUUAACAGAACGACAGGUAAAAAUCUGGUUCCAAAACAGAAGAGCAAAAGAGAGGAAAGUAAACAAGAAAAAAAUGCAACAACAAAGUCAACAGGCAAGCACCACAACACCGACACCUCCUGCUGUAGGAACCACUGGUGUGAUGGGGGGGAUUUGCUCCAGCAGUAGUAGCAACAGCAACCUUGUAUCACCGUCGGCACUGACUAUCAAGGAGGAAUAUCUUCCUUAA
Molecule: messenger RNA, 846 nt
Organism: Pelobates fuscus (common spadefoot toad)
Lineage: Eukaryota; Metazoa; Chordata; Amphibia; Anura; Pelobatidae
Gene: CDX1
Product: caudal type homeobox 1
Exons: 3
Coding region: 52-846 (264 amino acids)
Biological process (GO): regulation of transcription by RNA polymerase II; embryo development; cell differentiation
Cellular component (GO): nucleus
Molecular function (GO): DNA-binding transcription factor activity, RNA polymerase II-specific; RNA polymerase II transcription regulatory region sequence-specific DNA binding
Source: RefSeq, a predicted model, not a curated record